Messenger RNA from Saccostrea echinata, 546 nucleotides. RefSeq lists its product as uncharacterized. NCBI's taxonomy places the organism in Eukaryota, Metazoa, Mollusca, Bivalvia, Ostreida, Ostreidae. The coding region runs from base 1 to 546 and encodes 181 amino acids. The record is from RefSeq and is a predicted model, not a curated record. The transcript has 3 exons.
AUGAUAUCCAUCGUUGUGGUUUGUGAAGAUGGGACAUAUGGUACAAACUGCAGUGAAGUUUGUCAAGGAGGUUACUUUGGGCGUUUGUGUAAAUCAGAAUGUCCCACAUCUUGCAUGUUUACUUGUAAUAAAGUAACAGGAAAUUGUAACCAUCAAGCACCUGCUGAAACUAAGCAAAGAAAUUCAGAACAAGAAUCUGUAAGACAAGGAAAAUACACUCCACGUCGAUCACAGAAAAUUCUGAAAAGAAACGAAGUUUCACUAAUGUUCAGAGAUGAAGAUUCUGGUAGAAACAAGAACCUCAAACAAUUAAUAGAAAUCAGUACUGAUAUUAAAGAAUGCACACUAAAUAGUAUUCCAGAUGACAGAAAUGAAGUACAUAUUGGAAAUACACAUCUUAGCGAUAGGAAACACAAAUAUUGGUACAGCUUAGCAAAGAAAUUCGAAAUAACAGAUGAAAUUGAUAUUAGUCAGGAAUUUUCGGAUGAUGAGGAUGUCUUUGAUAGUGACAAUGAUGUUGAAUAUGACAGCAUGAGUGUUGAAUAG